Messenger RNA from Nylanderia fulva, 3430 nucleotides. RefSeq lists its product as uncharacterized. Lineage: Eukaryota; Metazoa; Arthropoda; Insecta; Hymenoptera; Formicidae. The record is from RefSeq and is a predicted model, not a curated record.
ACGUUUGCCAGCCGUUGGAGAAUCGACGUCGCGGAUACCGGCGAUUCGCGAGCUCGUCUCCUCGAAGGGGCUCGAGAUUUUCGCACCGGGUCGUCGCGCGAUCGUCAAACGAUCCUCGUUCGCGGGGAAUACUCACCGAUAACCUCCUUCAGCUCGUAAUCGUCCUUGGUAUUCGGCCAGCCCUGCACAACCGUGGAGGAGCUCGCGGACGCCAUUUUACUGGCCAGUACCGGACCAAGGCGCGCCUGCUUGCUGGCUGCUCGGGCGCCCCGCGACAACGUCAACGAUAGAGAAGCGCCGACGACGGACCGCGGGCCGCUGUCACGUGGUGGAACAGCUGUCACGCCGGUUUGGGAGGUGGCGGCGCGAGGAGCUGCGCAGCGAUCGUUCGUCACAGUCGCGGAUGCACCUCGGGAGUUUCGUGGGAUUAUCGUCGUCGUUAGCCCCGCUGUCGGAAAUGCCGAUGACACCUUCUUCGGCGCCGGUGGCGGCGUGGACGACCGGAAGGAUUUUUGCCGAAACACGCCGGGCGAGCACGACGGCAAAACGUCCGGCGAGAUUCUCCUGAAAAUCAAAUAUAUUCGUAUUGACUCGAUGUAUAUAUAUGUCAGCUGAUACGAAGGCGCUAAUUUGAAAAAGUGCGAGCCAAUUUCACGCACAAUUGUUAAAGUACUCGAUCACGGAGAAGAAAUGUCAGAGUUUAAAAUAUAUGUAUGUGAGAGGGGAGAUUUGGUGACAUUUGUCGAUCAAGAGAGAAAAAGCAGGUACUUUCCCCCCUGAGUUAUAUAUAAAACCGACCAACGCUAUGUGGAUAUUCCGAUUCGACGAUUGCAUCCCCAUGUGUGCAACAACUCUGAUUUUUAAAAUCGUCUUUGAAAUCGUGAACCUGCUAGGACCAUGUUUAGUGAGAUGAAGAUCCUGGUAAUUGCCGAAUUCUUUAUUCUCAACCACGUGUCCUACGUGCUGAGUAGACGGUUGAAUCUCACUCAGCUGAUUAAGGAAAACUUGGAUCCUGAACUCUACCAGAACGCUCUACGUGAGAUAUCGUCGAAGAGAGACGUUCCUUAUCUGCCAGAAGAGUAUUACAAUGCGGAAAAUGGGGUGAACAAACUGCAGCGGUUAGGCAGAGAUAACAGAUAUUUAAUUACCGAAUAUCGCAGUCUUUGCGAGAUAAUAACGAGAAUGGUGGAAAUUGCCGAUUCCGAUUACGAGUAUCAACCUCCGAUUUAUCACGAGGUCUACUGUAAGAGUUAUUCAUUGCAAGAUAAUAAUGAACAAACGAUGACGAGGCCUUCGCAACAGGAAUGUGUUUAUCCGAUAUUUCACUGCGUACAGAGAACUCGAAUUCUGUCCUUUGUCAGACGUCGUUGGGGAGACGAAUGUUGGGAACCUUAUACUAAGGAAAUCGCCAGUGGUUGUGAUUGUAUGUGGCCGGUCGCUAGCCUCGGCGAGAUAAACCAUCAUUACUGAUUCAAUAGUAAAUUCGUAUAUUAGUAAAUUUUCGCUAUAUAAUGCAAAAGUAUAGCGAAGAUUCGUCGUUCGCAUAUAUUUGCAGCAAAGUCUUGUUCAAAAAUAUUUAUUUAUUGUAUUACAAAAGCAAAUAUGUGAAUGAAAUAUAACAAAUAUUCACAUUUUAUCGUAAAAAAUUCCUUUUUCUUUCAUAAUGUUGUGAAAAUUUGUACAAUAUCAUUCGACUCGACAAUGUUUCUUUAUAAUUUCUUUCUGUAAUGUAUUUUAUUUCCACGAAUUUGCCUUAUGCUUUGGUAAAAAAUGGAAUCCAUCAGGCACUUUUCCGAGUAACAUUUCGCUAGAAAUUAAAAAAAAAUAUUAAUAUCGCGAUUAUAGAGUUGACAAUUGUUUUUCUUCAUGAAAGCUAAUAGUUUCGAAAAAUGGCCUUACGAUAAUUUCACCCAAUCUGCGCAAUUGGAACUGGCCAUCAAUGUCUCCAUAUCAUCGCGGCCUCUGUAGAAGGGCGGCCUCUCGUUAAUUCUUUGUGGCGGUCUCUCUAGAAUUCCAACCGGGAUAUAUCUGUAACACAUGUUUUUCAAAAUGUAAAUGCAUGUAAUUGAAAAACAUUGUAACAGCUGACAGCAACUCUCAAAGUAAAGACCUGUGAAGGAAAGAGAUCCAUUCCAACAUAAAUCUUCUGGUGGUUUCGACGCCACGUGUAUCGGAUCCCCAAUGUUCAAGGCCGUAAUUUGCAUACUUUUUGAGAAUAUCAAAUCUCUCGCCGCUUGAUAUAUCGAUCAAUUUUCUUUCCUUUAUUUCGGUGAAGAUCCACGGCUUAAUCAAUGCUCCACGUCCGAUAGUGACUCCCUGCACUGAACCGCAGAUCUUUCUCAUUCGUUGGUAGUCGUCGAAGGAGAGGAUAUCGCCAUUUCCGAACACGGGUAUCGGCUGCGCCGCCACAGCACAUUUCUCUAUGUACUCCCAAUUGGCUAGUUUCGUGUAUCUUUGUUCACGGGACCUGCCAUGAAUCUAGAAGAAUACCGAACAUUAAUAUAAGUUUAAAAAACUCCAAGCUUUUCGAAAAGACACAUGUAUGAUAUACCUAUUUUUAUUCCUUUCAUUCAAAACGAAUAAUUUCUAUUAACAUUUCUGUGAUUAAUAUGAAUAUUUUGUAUGCAGUGAUAUAAAAUGUACAUAUAUAUGCAAUUGAAUUAUUAAUGUUGUAGGGAUUUUUCGAAGACAAUGUUUCUGCUUUCGAAAAGUUCUAUUUGGAGAUACUGUGACUUCUCGAAGAACAUGAUUUACAAGAAUAGAAGAAUAUAAAGAAUGUAAAGCUAAAAGACUUACAGUAAUCAUAGAUGCACCCCAGUCUCGAAACCUCGGCAUUAACUGAUGUGCGAUCGGUUUAUCUAUGUAAAUUCCAGUUCUGGUCUUAAUAGUUAACGGUCAAUCGGACAACCGAGAUUCAAAUCGAUGAAGUCCACGUCGAUCUCCUGGUUCAACAAUUGGGCGCAUCGAGUCAGUACUCCAGGAUUAUUACCGCAGAGCUGCACCCCGAAGAUAUUCUCGCUCUCGUGUCGCUUUACCAAGGCCCACUCCUCCUGUGCCGCCUUUAGUAUCUUCGGUGCCAAUGCCAUUUCGCCACAAGUGAUGUCAGCCCCGUACUCUUUGCAGAUCCUUCGAAACGACUCAUCUACUGUUUGAUCCGCAAUCCAAGGACAUAGAUGCAAUUCUCUGGCAAUUUUAAAUGGAACUGGUCUAGCCUUAUUUUGACCCCUGAGUUUCUCAUUCUUAUCCUCCAGUUUAGGUUUCUUAACAGGUAUUUCAUCAUAUGAUAGUGGAUCUGCAUCUUCUGUGCUUGCAUUCACAGAUAUUUUCUUAUCUGUCUCCGUCAAGCGUUGCUCAUUUAAUUGUCUCACAUGAUCCUCGAUAAUAAAUCUACAAUAUAUAUGUAAAAAUAUAUAUAAUUAAUAAUAUAUAA